Molecule: messenger RNA, 1025 nt
Organism: Sorghum bicolor (sorghum)
Lineage: Eukaryota; Viridiplantae; Streptophyta; Magnoliopsida; Poales; Poaceae
Exons: 4
Coding region: 1-564 (187 amino acids)
Source: RefSeq, a predicted model, not a curated record
AUGGUGAAUGCAUUGCGCGCGAUAAAUAUCUUUUCCCCUUUUCUUCUCGUGCCCUUUCGUCUUCCUCGCUCUCGCAGUCUCCGCCGCCUUCCUCGCUCUCGCAGUCUCCGCCGCAUUGUCGUUCCCUCGCUGUGUCGUUCGGCGAGUCCACCGUACGCGCUACCGCGCAGGUGGUGGAGGUGGGGGUUCCCACAGGGCCACCCACGCUGCAGUGUCAGUCCGGGUUCACCGGAUAACCUACCGUGCGGGGGGUUCUGCAGCAGUACCUGCGCCGCGGAGAAACACGAGCUUGUAUCUUCUUCCAUCGUUGGUGUCCCAGAUUCAUCUUUGGCCAUCGGUUCGUGGGGAUCUGGAGGGAUUCUGGUGGUUUCUCUGCUUUUUGCCUUCCGUCAGUCCGGAUCUGCAGGGCUGCCGUCGUUUCCUGCGCAGUUUGGGAUGCUAAUACAAUAUCUUUUUGAGAAAUUCCCAAAUUGGCAGGAGAUAGCUAGCCAUGCCAUUGUCGACCUUCAAGUUUCGCAGACUUAUACAAGGAUGGAGCCAUGCCGUGAGAAGAGGUGUCUUUGAAGCAGAGGAAAAGUGCUUGUCCAUCUGAGAAGAAUAGGAGAGCGGCAAAACACAAGUGCAGGAGGAGGGAUGGACCACCUCGAUCUGUACUGCCCAAAUUUGGUUUUAGCCUAAACUUGAACUGCAGGCAAUAUAAUUAAGAAUUCUGGACCUGCUGAAAUAGUUCCAUGGCUUCUCUUCAGGACCUUUGUCAGCCGUUAUGUCUAUCGAUGACAGCAUCGCCACUAUCUGAGAACAUGGAGCCAUCAUAGUGUCCUAAUCUAAUUUCCAUGUUUGUUUUUCUGAGUCAUUAAUCUUGUGCACUAUACAUUUACAUGUGCAUGUAGAUGGGGGACCCUUUCACAAUUUUUAGCAAGCAGCACGGCAAAGAAUAUGCCUCAUUGCAACUUCUGAAUAUUAAGGUCAAUUCCUCAUUUUAUAAAUGAUGCUACAAUCUUGGUCAAUUCCUCGUUUUGCUUCAA